AUGAUUUCGAUUCCCUUCUUGUUCACUCUCUUGCCCUUGGCCAUUGCCGCUCCGGCCAAGCGGGCUGCGCCGGCGCCGCUCCUUGUCCCUCGUGGUGAUGCGAUCCCCGACAGGUAUAUUGUGAAGUACAUGGAUAGCGUUGCCAUCUCUUCCGCCGACAGCAUUCUGCAGGCUCACCAUGCCGAGGCGGAGAGGGUUUUCUCCCACAUUUUCAACGGCUUCGCGGGCCCGUUGAACGAGACGGCCGUCGAGCAACUUCGCAAUCACCCCGAUGUCGAGUAUCUCGAGAAAGACGCCAUGGUCAAGAUUAGUGCAUUUGCUGAGCAGCCCGGGGGUCCCUGGGGUCUGUCUCGCAUAUCGCACCGACGAGGCGGCCGCGACGGCUACGCGUACGAUGAGGGUGCCGGCGAGGGCACUUGCGCCUACGUUAUUGACACGGGCGUCGAUGACACGCACCCGGAAUUCGAAGGUCGAGCACAGCUGAUCAAGUCCUUUAUCGAGGACGAGCGGUCCGACGGCAACGGUCACGGCACCCAUGUGUCGGGCACCAUCGGCAGUCGAAGCUUUGGCGUGGCCAAGAAGACGUCCAUUUACGGAGUCAAGGUUCUCAGCGACAGCGGGCAAGGCGCCUACUCGGGAAUCCUUGCCGGCAUGGACUUCGCGGUCCAUGACUCCCGACGGCGGAGCUGCCCCAAGGGCGUCGUCGCCAACAUGAGUCUGGGGGGAGGCCGUUCGGCUGCCGUGAACCACGCCGCCGCCAACAUGAUCCAGUCCGGUGUGUUCCUUGCCGUUGCUGCGGGAAACGACGCGGCUGACGCCUCAAACACGUCUCCUGCCUCUGAGCCCAGCGUUUGCACUGUCGGGGCGACGGACAUCUCGGACGGCCUUUCGUCCUUCUCGAACUACGGGAAUGUCGUCGACAUUCUCGCCCCGGGGAGUAAUAUCCUGUCAACCUGGCCGGCGGGUCGCACGAACACCAUCUCGGGUACCUCCAUGGCCACGCCGCACAUCGUUGGCCUCGGCGCCUACCUGGCUUCCCUGGAGGGAUAUCCCGGUCCGCAGGCUCUUUGCGAGAGAAUCCGGGCCCUCGCCACCAGAGAUGCUAUCAGCGGCGUCCCGGGAGGAACCGUCAACUUGCUCGCCUUCAAUGGCAAUCCGUCUGGGUAA
Molecule: messenger RNA, 1167 nt
Organism: Metarhizium album ARSEF 1941
Lineage: Eukaryota; Fungi; Ascomycota; Sordariomycetes; Hypocreales; Clavicipitaceae
Product: subtilisin-like protease PR1I
Exons: 4
Coding region: 1-1167 (388 amino acids)
Biological process (GO): proteolysis
Molecular function (GO): serine-type endopeptidase activity
Source: RefSeq, a predicted model, not a curated record